Chaetomium strumarium is the source of this 588-nucleotide messenger RNA. RefSeq names its product DOPA-like domain-containing protein. Lineage: Eukaryota; Fungi; Ascomycota; Sordariomycetes; Sordariales; Chaetomiaceae. Bases 1 to 588 code for a protein of 195 amino acids. The transcript has 2 exons. The record is from RefSeq and is a predicted model, not a curated record.
AUGCCGGACUCCUGGGACUUUACCUACCCUUCGCCGCUGGCCGGUUACGAAAACGCCCCGCCGCUUCCUGAGGAGCGGGCCGACGAUGGCAAGAGCUUCCGGAACCCACAAACUGGCGCUCUCAGCAGCGCAUACGAGAAGUUUAUUGAUCCUCUCGACAACGGCAGGCGUGGCGGAUUCGACGUGCACAUCUACUACUUCCAGAACAACGCCGAGCAAUCCCAAUAUGCGCGCGAGCUGUGGGAGCGCGUCCGGCGCGAGUUCCCCGAACUGCGCAUCUACACCUUCUGGGACCGGCCGAUCGGCCCCCACCCGGUCGCCAUGUUCGAGGUGAACCUGUUGACGCCGGCCCAGUUCGGUGCUUUCAUUCCCUGGCUUGCCAUCUGGCGCGGGCCGCUCUCGGUCUUGGUUCAUCCCAACACCACCGAACAGGACGUACCGCAUGCCGAGAGGGAGCUGAGGAACCACACCCAGCGGGCGAUCUGGAUGGGCGAGAGGCUGCCGUUGGAUGUCGGCUUGUUCACGGCGCAGAUUCGGGCACAGCAGAGGGCCGGCGGGACCGCGGAAUCAGCUACAGCAUCGUCUUGA